AUGCCUUCUCAAGAUCUCCCACACAUGAACUUCCGAGCCUACGUCGGGGCUCUCGAAUCUGAUGGAGAUCUCGUCCAAAUCAACCAAGAAUGUGACCCUCAUCUUGAAGUUGGUGCCAUCAUACGCAAAGUUGUCGAGAACGACGAAAAGGCCCCCCUGUUCAACAAACUCAGAGGCCAGGACAACAACGGCCUUUGGAGAAUCCUCGGUGCUCCUAACUCGCUCCGCACUGACCCGAAGCAGCGUUUCGGGCGACUGGCUAGACACCUCGGCCUUCCCGUCACUUCUUCCAUGAAGGAGAUCCUAGACAAGAUGAUAGCGGCCAAGACUUCUACCCCUAUCCCACCUGUCGUUGUCGAGACCGGGCCCUGCAAGGAGUUCUGCCUCACGCCAGAUCAGUUUGAUCUAACUCAACUUCCUGCACCACUGCUGCAUCAAUCCGACGGUGGCAAGUACAUCCAGACCUAUGGCAUGCACAUUGUUCAGUCGCCAGACGGCAAGUGGACCAACUGGUCCAUCGCCCGUGCAAUGGUGUACGACCGGAACCAUCUCGUCGGCCUCGUCAUCAAGCCGCAGCACAUCUGGCAGAUGCACCAGAUGUGGAAGAAGGAGGGCCGAGACAUGCCCUGGGCGUUGGCGUUUGGCGUUCCUCCGGCUGCCAUCAUGGCGUCUAGCAUGCCUCUUCCUGAUGGACUCUCCGAGGCUGAGUAUAUUGGCUCGUUGGUCGGAUCCCCACUUGAGGUGGUCAAGUGCGAGAGCAAUGGGCUUUACGUACCUGCAAGUUCAGAAAUUGUCUUUGAGGGUACAUGUUCGAUUACAGAGACUGGCCUUGAAGGCCCUUUCGGAGAAAUGCAUGGACUAGACAAGCUUGUGACGCUAAAUCUUAUCCUAGCUAUGUCUUUCCUGGUGACUCCCACCCAUGGCCCAACAUACGAUGAUCGGCCCCCUUGCAGCUGCAGAGAUCGGUUUCCGCCUCAAUCGCAAGUGACGUGGGUCGCUCUACAAGUUGACACUCAAAAGCUACGCGAGCUACAUACCAACCCCGAGGACUUCUGUCGCAAGGUGGGAGGCAUCGUCUUCCGUCAUAAGGUCGGAUACACAAUUCAUCGUCUCGUCCUUGUCGGCGAUGAUAUCGAUGUGUACAAUUUCAAGGACGUCAUCUGGGCUUUCUGCACUCGCUGCCGUCCCGGAAUGGAUGAGUACCACUUUGAGGAUGUGCCUGGGUUCCCUCUAAUUCCGUAUAUGUCGCAUGGCAAUGGCGCCCCUGAUAAGGGCGGCAAGGUUGUUUCGGAUUGCCUUUUGCCCGUUGAGUAUACAAAGGGAAGAGACUGGGAGGCAGCUGACUUUGAGAAUUCAUUUCCUCAGGAUAUCAAAGAGAGGGUUACUGGUCGGUGGGAGGCGAUGGGCUUCGGCUCGUCCAUGUAG
Messenger RNA from Fusarium vanettenii 77-13-4, 1425 nucleotides. RefSeq lists its product as uncharacterized. Gene Ontology annotation, biological process: ferulate metabolic process; cinnamic acid catabolic process. The coding region runs from base 1 to 1425 and encodes 474 amino acids. Gene Ontology annotation, molecular function: carboxy-lyase activity. The record is from RefSeq and is a predicted model, not a curated record. NCBI's taxonomy places the organism in Eukaryota, Fungi, Ascomycota, Sordariomycetes, Hypocreales, Nectriaceae. Gene Ontology annotation, cellular component: cytoplasm. The transcript has 4 exons.